Molecule: messenger RNA, 1581 nt
Organism: Colletotrichum karsti
Lineage: Eukaryota; Fungi; Ascomycota; Sordariomycetes; Glomerellales; Glomerellaceae
Exons: 2
Coding region: 1-1581 (526 amino acids)
Source: RefSeq, a predicted model, not a curated record
AUGGCCGACGAACCCGCCCUCCCACGCCUCCUUCCCUCCAUCACCUGGAACGCGCAAACCGAGCGCUUCAGCAAUAAUCCCAAGAAGCGCAGAUACCACUUGAGGAACCCCUCGACAGGGCCCGCUUCCUACUCCAACUCCAGCGAUCCUGCCGUCUUCUCCAGCGAUGACGACCCCGGUCUGGAUAACUACGUCGAGGGUCGACGGAAGAAGCGCUAUGUCGGAGCCUGGUACGAGCAGCAACCCGUUGCGUCAUCGGACUCCGCGACUGGAGAGCCGCGACCGGCGUUGAGGGGCAAGCGGAGGGCUUUCAGGCGCGACAUGGAUAGUGGUGUCUUCAUGGGCAGCGACAGCACCGAUGGAGACGAGAGCAUCAUGAUGCCCGACAUACCGACCCAGGCGAGGCUGCCCCAGCUGAACAUCAUGCCCCCGACUCCUCGUCGCCGCAAUGAUGUCUCUGCGAUGGAGCAGGAGGCGCGGGAAAAGAUUCGGACAUUUAUGGACGAAGGGGAUGAGAGCAUCGAUCUCUCAAACAUGGGCUUAAAGACACUGUCGGAUGCGACAAUUCGACUCUUGUCCGAGUUCAUUUGCAUCCCUGUCGUCGCCGAGGGAGUGCCUUUCGAGCACAAGGACCCGGAUUUGAAGCUAUACCUGUACCGUAACCCGUUACUUCGGGUCCCUGGCGCCAUCUUCGACCUAGAGCACGUGACCGUGCUCUCGCUGCGUGGAUGUAGGCUUCGAGAGCUGCCUCCAGCGAUCGGCAAGAUGCGCAAGCUGAGGACAUUGAACCUAGCGCAGAAUCUGCUCAGAUGCCUUCCCGCCGAAGUGCUUGACUUGAUGACCUCCUCUUCAGCCCUAGGAGAGUUGCUUCUUCAGGGCAACCAGUUCUUUCGGACAACUGACCUGCCGCGUCUGAGCGACUUGGGAGACUUUGGCGCCGACGGCUCAGUGGAAAAGGAGCUGUUCGAGAGUGGGACGCUGGCAUCGAAUGGGAUCGCGGCGAGGUACUUCGCACGGUCUCCGGUUCAGUAUAUGGACACGAGGAGAGUUACCUGGUCAGAGUUCGUCCUGGACCCUGAGGCAGUUGUGGUACCGACGGAACGUCACGAAAGCGCUGAGAAUUCGUCACUGGUCACGCCACCUUGCUCAGCUCCAUCGCAGUCGAAAGCGGCGGGAAGAAGCACCUUAGAUGCCCGAGGAAGUCGUGUCCCCAGCUUGAUGGAGAAGGCGCUUCGCAGCGCCUACGGCAGCUCCGACCUCAGCGAACUGCCGGAGUACCUUCCUCCCCAGCUGGACCAUCUUAGUCGGCUUUUAGAGCAUGCCGCUAAUGUGAAGGCGGCGGGAGGUACGGUGUGCUUCGCGUGCAAGAAGCCUUUCGUGGUGCCGACGGCGCAAUGGCUGGAGUGGUGGCAGGUCUGUACGGUUGAGAAGACCCAGAGGGACGGUGAAAACUUCCUGAAGGCACGACCUUGGACCGACCUGUUGGAGGAGAACGAUGGUGCUGUGCCGUUCCUACGGAGAGGGUGCUCGUGGAAAUGUUGCCCCGCUGAUAUUGCGGAGGGAAAGUGGUCAACCCAAUAG